This is a messenger RNA of Rotaria sp. Silwood1, 918 nucleotides long. Lineage: Eukaryota; Metazoa; Rotifera; Eurotatoria; Philodinida; Philodinidae. The record is from the annotation of a GenBank genome assembly.
AUGACACAAAAUCAUACAUUUAUUCGUCAAAUUCAUACAAAUGAUGAUACAAAUAUAAAUACAAAUGAUUUUGACAGAAUUGAAGCAAUGAAAGAAAAAUCAAAGAAUGCAGCACGAAGUCGACGUGAAAAAGAAAAUGCUGAAUUUUUUGAAUUGGCUAAACUUUUACCAUUACCACAUGCAAUUACUGAUCAAUUGGAUAAAGCAUCUGUUAUACGUCUUACAACAAGUUAUCUUAAAAUGCGUGCUAUUAUACCCGAAGGUAAAAAUCUAAUGAUCUAUAACAAAUGAUAUAUAACUCGCUAAGAUGACAUCAUUGACACAAUAUUGAGAAUUUUAACAUGUUCAUUUUGAAAAUUGAUAUGAGAUAAAAAAAAAUAAGAAGAAUUGAGAUUUGCUUCUUCUUUUUUUUUUUUUCGAAUUUUUUUUUUGUUCUUUUAUAUAAAUUGAAAGCAAUUAGAAUAGCAUGAGUUUGUUUGCUGUACAUGACAAUUUUAUCCGAGUUGUUUUAUAUUAAAAAAAAAUAAAAGAAGAAGAAAUCGUAUUGGUUCUAGGAACGUUUUUUUUUUUCUUUCCUUUUCUCUUUUCUCUAUUCUUUACAUUGACUUUGAUCAGCUUAGUUUGAAAAUGAAUCUCUUAUUCCAUCCGGAUGUUUUUUCUCGGUAACAGUCUCAUCACUUAUAUUUCAUAUUUACAAGAAGAAUUCAAUAAAAAAUCACACAUAGAUGAUGAGCUUUUUACAUUACCGCUAUUGAUAUGGAAAUCGAUUUUGUUUUGUUCAAUUCAAUAUGAAAAAAGAAAUAUAUCUAAUAAUAUGAUUUUUCUAUAGGACUAGGAGUGUAAUCACUCCCUAAUUGUAAAAGUCAUCUACACGAUAUUUCUUUCGUCGAAACUCUCCGUUCAAUUUUGAAUUACAUG